This is a messenger RNA of Rhincodon typus (whale shark), 1196 nucleotides long. RefSeq names its product G-protein coupled receptor 15. Gene Ontology annotation, cellular component: membrane. The record is from RefSeq and is a predicted model, not a curated record. The transcript has a single exon. Gene Ontology annotation, molecular function: G protein-coupled receptor activity. NCBI's taxonomy places the organism in Eukaryota, Metazoa, Chordata, Chondrichthyes, Orectolobiformes, Rhincodontidae. Gene Ontology annotation, biological process: G protein-coupled receptor signaling pathway; immune response. The coding region runs from base 72 to 1196 and encodes 374 amino acids.
ACAAGCACAAGAAGCUGGGGGAGGGGGAGUGAGAACGGUUCAAAACAAAAGAAAGAAACGAUUAGCCGAUCAUGAAUAACACGACGGAUUACAAUUACAAUCAGGAUUACUACGUGUUUUACACCACGGGGUUGAGCGAGGCCGACCCUUGUGAGCCUGCCCCGAUUCCCCAUGCUCGGGUCUUCUUCCCCCUGGUCUACAGCGUCAUCUUCGCCGUGGGCUUUCUGGGCAACGGCUUGCUCAUCUCGGCCAUCGGCUUGACAUGCCGGCUCAAGAGGCAGGUCGACGUCUUCAUCAUCAACCUGGCGUUGGCCGACUUGGUCUUCCUGAUCACCUUACCUCUCUGGGUGGACACGGAGGCUUGGGGCAAGUGGUGGAGGAGCGGCCUCUUGCUGUGCCGACUGAGUGCCUACUUGGUGGCGGUGAACGCCUACUCCAGCGUGUUGUUCCUGAGCUGCAUAAGCCUCGACCGUUACCUGGCCAUCGUAUACCCUCUCCGGUCCCGCAGGGUGCGCUCCAAAACUUGCGCAGCGUUGGCUUGCCUCUUGAUUUGGUCAGCAUCAUUCCUGUUGGGACUCCCCAUCCUUUACAACCGUAUCAUCGACACAAGGGGUGGGGCGUCCUACUGCACCGAGGAUCAGGCUUCCCACAGUCCUGCAGUCUCUCUGGCCUACCUACUCCUCACCUUCCUAUUCCCAAUGCUCAUCAUUCUGAUCUGCUACUGCUGCAUCACUAAGAAGCUGUGCCUCCAGUACAGGAGAAGAAAGAAGCAGGACAUCAAACUGAGGAAGUCAGUAAGGGUGGCCUUCAUGGUGGUCUUGGUCUUCCUCCUCUCCUGGCUUCCUUUCAAUGUUUUCCGCUUCCUGGCCUUGCUCCACCGUUGGGGGGUGGGUUUUGAGUCGUGCAGCUUCCAGAAUGCGGUGGUACUCGGUCAGGAAGCCAGCGCCGUGUUGGCUUUCGCCAAUAGCUGCGUCAACCCGGUUAUCUACUGGAUGCAUGACAGCUCCAUCCGGAAAGCCGUGUUGAGGCUCCUCCUGCCCUGCCUCAAGCCGUUUCAUCUCAGUCGGCUCUCCGCCGCCUCGGACAGCCAUCCUAGUGGAGCGAGUACCACCACCACCGACUACUCCAGUCAGAAGGGCAGGUCGCCGCAUUGCACCGUUCAGCUCGCCACUUGGGCUACCCACGUCGAACCUUGA